Molecule: messenger RNA, 483 nt
Organism: Vombatus ursinus (common wombat)
Lineage: Eukaryota; Metazoa; Chordata; Mammalia; Diprotodontia; Vombatidae
Gene: POLR2I
Product: RNA polymerase II subunit I
Exons: 6
Coding region: 50-427 (125 amino acids)
Biological process (GO): DNA-templated transcription; transcription initiation at RNA polymerase II promoter; transcription-coupled nucleotide-excision repair
Cellular component (GO): RNA polymerase II, core complex
Molecular function (GO): nucleic acid binding; zinc ion binding; DNA-directed RNA polymerase activity
Source: RefSeq, a predicted model, not a curated record
CUGCGACCCGUAGCUGCGCCUGCGCAGUAGAGCCUAGCUCGCCAUCGCCAUGGAGCCCGAUGGGACUUACGAGCCGGGUUUUGUGGGAAUCCGCUUCUGCCAGGAAUGUAACAACAUGCUGUACCCCAAAGAGGACAAGGAGAACCGCAUCCUUCUCUACGCGUGUCGCAACUGUGACUACCAGCAGGAAGCCGAUAACAGCUGCAUCUACGUGAACAAGAUCACCCACGAGGUGGAUGAGCUGACCCAGAUCAUCGCGGACGUGUCGCAGGACCCGACCCUUCCCAGGACCGAGGACCACCCGUGCCAGAAGUGUGGCCACAAGGAGGCAGUGUUCUUCCAGUCCCACAGCGCCCGGGCCGAGGAUGCCAUGAGGCUCUACUACGUGUGCACAGCUCCCCACUGCGGCCACCGCUGGACAGAGUGACCCGAGCUCCCCGGCUGCCGCACACAGUUUCUUAAUAAAACAUUUUAUUUUUGGCA